AUGAGAACCACCCACUUCAUUUUCGCCAUAUUCGCAACCUCCCUAGUUGAAGCCGCCAAGACAUACCACUCCUCGGCUAAUGAAGAUGACGAUGACUCUUCAACCCAUUACGAAGAAGUUGACAACGAUGCAUCUGACGAUAUGGAUUGGGGAACUGAUCUCACUAGCUCUCCUAAGGACAAUCUCGACGAGGGCGCCACUCAGGAGGAGAUCAAUGCGAAGAACGAGGCUUGGAAAAAGAAGGCCGCUGAGAGGGAGUCGAGACGUAUCCAGGAAAGGGAACAAUGGCAGAAUAAUUUCGCUAACAAAGUCGGUCUCGGGUUGAUCAUUCGCAAGCGUGUUAUAGUUCGUUUGCCUCAGACAAAACAAGUUACGGAAAGUUUGGAGUUUCCCAACGACGUCCCAUCAGUCCCCGCUUUGGACUCUGCCAGAGCUGCCAGUGAAGAUAGCGGGACCGACGCUCCAGAUGAUGAAGGGCAAUCCGCAGCAUCACCGUCGGAGGACCAUGCCACGGGGGGAACCUCAGAAGGCGCUACCUCAGGUGGGGACGAAGAAGCAAGUCACGAAGAGGGAGAUGGCGCUCCCACCGAAAGUUCUGAUGACGGAGUGGUCGAAGCCGCCCCCUCUGAGAGCUACAUUCAGAGAGCUGCUCUCAAGGGCAACUCUUCCAUCGAGACCACCAUCGUUGAGAAGAACAGAAACGUUAAGACGGAUUCACCCAAGGCGAACAGUUUCGUUGACCUCGAUGUGUUACACCCUUCAGUAGUGGAUGCAGCGAUAUACAAACGCGCCCAAAACGUUCUAGACGGUUUUCACCUUCUACGAAAUCGAGUUCAGAAACUGGGAGAGUUGACUAAGUCGUAA
Molecule: messenger RNA, 864 nt
Organism: Perkinsus marinus ATCC 50983
Lineage: Eukaryota; Perkinsozoa; Perkinsida; Perkinsidae
Exons: 3
Coding region: 1-864 (287 amino acids)
Source: RefSeq, a predicted model, not a curated record